Messenger RNA from Budorcas taxicolor (takin), 1509 nucleotides. RefSeq names its product fibrinogen like 2 (gene FGL2). The coding region runs from base 16 to 1341 and encodes 441 amino acids. The transcript has 2 exons. NCBI's taxonomy places the organism in Eukaryota, Metazoa, Chordata, Mammalia, Artiodactyla, Bovidae. The record is from RefSeq and is a predicted model, not a curated record.
AGCGCCACUGCAAAGAUGAAGCUGGCGAACUGGUGCUGGCUGAGCUCAACUGUCCUUGCUACAUAUGGUUUUUUGGUUGUGGCAAACAAUGAAACAGAAGAAAUUAAAGAUGAAGCAGCCCAGAAUGCCUGCCGGGUGAGACUAGAAAGCAGAGGGAGAUGUGAGGAGGAAGGCGAAUGUCCCUACCAGGUGAACCUGCCCCCGCUGACUAUUCAGCUCCCCAAGCAGUUCAGCAGGAUCGAGGAGGUGUUCAAAGAAGUUCAGAAUCUCAAGGAAAUUGUAAAUAGCUUGAAGAAGACUUGCCAAGACUGCAAACUGCAGGCUGAUGACAAUCGAGACCCAGGAAGAAAUGGAUUGCUGUUACCAGGCGCAGGAGCCCCAGGAGAAACUGGGGACAGCAGAGUGAGAGAAUUAGAGAGCGAGGUGAACAAACUGUCCUCUGACCUUAAGAAUGCCAAGGAGGAGAUCGAUGUGCUUCAGGGUCGCCUGGAGAAGCUGACUCUUGUAAAUAUGAACAACAUAGAACAUUAUGUUGAUAGCAAAGUGGCAAACCUCACAUUUGUUGUCAAUAGUUUGGAUGGCAAGUGUUCAUCUAAGUGUCCCAGGCAAGAACAAAUACAAUCACUCCCAGUUCAACAACAUCUUAUAUAUAAAGAUUGCUCUGAAUACUACACUAUAGGCAAAAGAAGCAGUGAGCUCUAUAGAGUCACACCGGAUCCCAGAAACAGUAGCUUCGAAGUUUUCUGCGACAUGGAGACCAUGGCGGGAGGCUGGACAGUGCUGCAAGCACGUGUUGAUGGAAGCACCAACUUCACCAGAACAUGGCAAGACUACAAAGUAGGCUUUGGAAACCUCAGAAGAGAAUUUUGGCUGGGGAACGAUAAAAUCCAUCUUCUGACUAAGAGUAAGGACAUGAUUCUAAGAAUAGAUCUUGAAGACUUUAAUGGUGUCAAACUCUAUGCCUUGUAUGAUCACUUUUAUGUGGCCAACGAGUUUCUCAAAUACCGUCUACACGUUGGUAACUAUAAUGGCACAGCUGGAGAUGCCUUACGUUUCAGUAAACAUUACAACCACGACCUGAAGUUUUUCACCACCCCGGAUAGAGACAAUGAUCGAUACCCCUCUGGGAACUGUGGGCUCUACUACAGUUCAGGCUGGUGGUUUGACGCCUGUCUUUCUGCAAACUUGAAUGGCAAAUAUUAUCACCAAAAAUAUAGAGGUGUCCGAAAUGGGAUUUUCUGGGGUACCUGGCCUGGCAUAAGUGAGGCACAACCUGGUGGUUACAAGUCCUCCUUCAAAGAAGUCAAAAUGAUGAUCAGACCCAAGCACUUUAAGCCAUAAAUCACUAAUGCUAAUUCUUCUGGGUAUUCAUUACCCAAUAAGGCAAUUAAUUCCUUCAGCACUUUGGAAUAUGUUUCAAACUCCUUUUCCAUGGCUUAAAAUUUAUCUCUGAGCAAUGGGUUCUUAUGCCACAUAGCAUUUGAAAUAAAACUGAAAAAUAUGCCUUUU